Messenger RNA from Myotis brandtii (Brandt's bat), 5622 nucleotides. RefSeq names its product FERM and PDZ domain-containing protein 4. Lineage: Eukaryota; Metazoa; Chordata; Mammalia; Chiroptera; Vespertilionidae. The coding region runs from base 1 to 4719 and encodes 1572 amino acids. The transcript is spliced from 15 exons. Gene Ontology annotation, cellular component: cytoskeleton. The record is from RefSeq and is a predicted model, not a curated record.
AUGUGUUGUUUUUUUUUUCUCUUUUACAGAAGCUGCAAAGAAUCGAUACUGCUGACUGUCAUCCAGCCUUACCCUUCUCCCAAGUCAGCGUUCAUUAGUGCUGCAAAGAAGGCCAGAUUAAAGUCCAACCCCGUGAAAGUGCGCUUCUCCGAGGAGGUCAUCAUCAACGGGCAGGUGUCGGAAACUGUUAAGGACAAUUCGCUUCUGUUUAUGCCAAAUGUGUUGAAAGUCUAUCUGGAAAACGGGCAGACCAAGUCCUUCCGCUUUGACUCGAGCACCUCCAUAAAGGAUGUCAUCCUGACCCUUCAGGAGAAGCUGUCCAUCAAAGGCAUCGAGCACUUCUCCCUCAUGCUAGAGCAGAGGACGGAGGGCGCCGGGAGCAAGCUGCUGCUGCUGCACGAGCAGGAGACCCUCACUCAGGUGACACAGCGGCCCAGCUCCCACAAGAUGAGGUGUCUUUUCCGAAUCAGCUUCGUGCCGAAGGAUCCGAUCGACCUGUUACGGAGGGACCCGGUUGCUUUUGAAUAUCUCUACGUGCAGAGUUGUAACGAUGUCGUACAGGAGCGAUUUGGGCCGGAGCUGAAAUACGACAUAGCCCUGCGGCUGGCGGCCUUGCAAAUGUACAUCGCAACCGUUACCACCAAGCAAACGCAGAAAAUCUCUCUCAAAUACAUCGAAAAAGAGUGGGGAUUAGAGACGUUCCUUCCCUCGGCUGUGCUGCAGAGCAUGAAAGAGAAGAACAUAAAGAAGGCACUUUCACACCUUGUCAAAGCAAAUCAAAACUUGGUACCACCCGGCAAAAAGCUCUCUGCCCUGCAAGCCAAGGUCCAUUAUCUCAAGUUCCUCAGUGACCUUCGUCUGUAUGGGGGCCGUGUGUUCAAGGCAACACUAGUGCAGGCAGAAAAGCGCUCGGAAGUGACCCUCCUGGUGGGGCCCCGAUAUGGCAUAAGCCACGUCAUAAACACCAAAACCAACCUGGUGGCUCUCUUAGCUGACUUCAGCCAUGUGAACAGGAUCGAGAUGUUUACCGAAGAGGAGAGCUUGGUGAGGGUGGAGCUCCAUGUGCUGGACGUGAAGCCCAUCACGCUGCUAAUGGAAUCAUCCGACGCCAUGAACUUGGCCUGCUUAACAGCUGGAUACUACCGGCUACUUGUGGAUUCCAGGAGGUCCAUCUUUAACAUGGCCAACAAGAAAAAUGCCGGGACCCAGGAAACAGGAACUGAAAAUAAAGGAAAGCUUAACAUCCUUGGCCCUGAUUGGAACUGUAUACCCCAAAUGACCACCUUUAUUGGCGAAGGGGAGCAAGAAGCCCAGAUAACAUAUAUAGAUUCCAAACAGAAGACGGUGGAGAUUACGGAUGGCACCUCGUGUCCAAAAGACCACCGGCACGUGUACAUAGCCAACACCUAUAAUCCCGAUGAACUCAACCCUCAGCUGGCACAGCCGGGAGACGCUCCGUGUGAGGCCGACUACAGAAGCCUCGCUCCGCGGUCUCUCUUGACCUUCUCAGGCCCAGAAACUCUCAAGAAAGCACAGGAGUCUCCGAGAGGAGCCAAAGUGUCCUUCAUUUUUGGAGAUCUCGCCAUGGACGAGGGGAGCAGUCCCCCAGCUCUCAGCUACGACAGACUCUUGGACGAGAAUCCGGAGCUGCUGGAGAAGCAGGCGAAUCUGUACAUGAGAAGUGCCAACGACAUGAAGAACCUGGACCUCGCCCCCGACGCGGAGAACAUCCCGUUUGGGGAAAACUCCGUGUAUGCGAACAUCGGCGACGUGAAGAGCUUCGAGGCCACCCCGGGCAUCGAGGAGCCCCUUCUCCAUGACAUUUGCUACGCGGAAAACACCGACGAUGCGGAGGACGAGGACGAGGUGAGCUGUGAGGAGGACCUCAUGGUGGGCGAGAUGAACCAGCCCGCCCUCCUCAACCUGUCUGGUUCAAGUGACGACAUCAUUGACCUCACGUCCUUGCCGCCUCCAGAAGGGGAUGACAACGAGGACGACUUCCUGCUGCGGUCCUUGAACAUGGCCAUCGCCGCGCCCCCGCCUGGCUUUCGAGAUAGUUCGGACGAGGAGGACUCUCAGAGCCAAGCAGCCUCCUUCCUCGACGGCAAGGAGCCGGGCGGCGGCCUGCAAAAUGACGAGAUCCCCGUGUCCCUCAUCGACGCGGUGCCCACCAGCGCCGAGGGGACGUGUGACAAGGGACUGCCUAAGCCCGCCGUCUCCCCGCUGGGAGCUCUGGGAGCUCUGUCCGUGUCAGAGGAACAGCAGACCAGUAACAAUUCAGGUGUAGCCAUCUUGAGGGCUUAUAGCCCCGAGUCUUCUUCAGACUCGGGCAAUGAGACUAACUCUUCCGAAAUGACGGAGAGCUCUGAGCUGGCCACGGCGCAGAAGCAGUCCGAGACCCUGUCCCGCAUGUUCCUGGCCACGCCCGACGGCUACCACCCCCUCACCGUGACCGACGGGCCGUCCAAAGUCGUGCCUUCCAAGCAGAUCCUGCACUCAGACCACAUGGAGAUGGAGCCCGAGACGAUGGAGACCAAGUCGGUCACGGACUAUUUCAGCAAACUGCACCUGGGCUCGCUGGCGUAUUCCUGCACCAGCAAGAGGAAAAGCAAGCUGGCCGACGGGGAGGGGAAAGCGCCCGCGAGUGGGAACGCACCAGGGAAGAAGCAGUCGGGGGCCAAGUCCGCCGAGGCCGAGGAGGACGCCAAAGGUAAAUUUGGGACCGUGUCUUCCAGGGACGGGCCGCACCUGGGCGCUUUUAACCUGGAGAGAACUGCCUUCCGCAAGGACAGCCAGCGAUGGUACGUGGCCACGGAGGGCGGAGCGGCUGACAAAGGUGGCCUGGAAGCAGCCACGGGGAUCUUUCCACGCGCUCCUGGUCUGGGGCCGCGGGAGGCCGAAGGGAAGGAGGAAGGGGCUCCCCGAGGGGAAGCCCCUGAGGCUUCAGGACUGGGCCAGCGGGACCACUUCUUAACUGACGCGACCUGUGUCCCUUCAGCCAAAGACUUAGACCACCCAGGGGAUGCCAACCCGUCGACCUGUGACCGUCCCUCCCAGCUGGCCGGCGCGGAAGAGAGCGUGGCCCAUCUCUGUGACUACCACUUGGCCAAGCGGAUGUCAUCGCUGCAGAGCGAGGGCCAUUUUUCCCUCCAGAGCUCUCAAGGCUCUUCGUGCGCCUCCGCGGGCAAAGGCGGGCCUUACGGGCCUUCCGAGGAGAGAGCCCCCGGGCUGCCCAGCCACGGAGCCCCCUUUAAGGAAUCACACCCUCAGCCGGAAGGGGUGUGUCCCCGGAUGACAGUGCCUGCCCUGCACACAGCCAUUAAUGCUGAACCCCUGUUUGGGACUUUGAGAGAUGGAUGUCAUCGACUCCCCAAGAUUAAGGAAACCACAGCUUUGACAGAGUCUGGGAAGGAGAGACGAGGAGGCAUGCCUUCAGUGUGGUCUCAAUAUCCUGAAGUUGAUCCCAUCCUGCUACCAUCAAACAUUCACUCGGAAUCAAAGGUGCCAAUUCCAAAUCAAGACCCCAAUGAUUUCUCCCAAGCAUCCCAGGCCUACGGAGAGGCUGUGAGCUGGCAGCCACUGGAUCUGAGAGGGGAGAGCCAUGGGACACCCCCCAGCCAGAGGGCUCUGAGACGUAGCAGCAGCGUCCUCUCAGGAUGUGUAGGUUUGGAGACCUUCCGAGAGAGAACCAAGGGUACGGUCAGCUUCAAGUGUCCAGGUGUCACAGAAGAAGCACAGGAGGCCACUUCAGAAAGGCGAGCAGAACUCCCCCUGGGAAAGAAGCUCACCAAAAGUUUUUCCCAAAGCUCGAUGCACUUUAGCCCCGACGGGAAGCCUCACAAAAGGUCCCCGGUGGCUCACAAAGACUCAAAGCUGUAUAAGACAUUACCUUUGAGGAAGCUGGAGGGCAGCAAUUGGAGAUGCCGGGGACCUUUCAGCUACUGCUUCCUAAACCGAGGGCAGGAUGAAGAUGAGGAUGAGGAUGAAGAGGAGGGAGCACCCACCCACCGGGUCUCUUGCCUCUUUCCACUACAGAUGACUAAAGCCAUGCCGGAACCAACCAGCCCACCCCUGGCUGUUGGGAUUCAGAAGCAAGAAGGGGAGCUGUCCAGGUGUCCAGUGCUGAAGGUCUGGGCCGAAGACCUGAGUGGCCCAGAUGACACGGACUUCAGCAACCUGGCUUUUGAUGCCCGGAUUGCAAGAAUAAGUGCCCUAAAGCAGAGCACAUAUGCAAUGCCCGAUGGGUUCCUCGCAGCCCAAAACGAUGCCAAUGAGCUACUCUGCCUUGUCAGGGCAACCAAGGGGAAGAGAGAGGAGUCACGCCCUGAAACAUAUGACCUUACACUUUCUCAGUACAAGCAACUGUUGUCCAUUGAGUCCAGACAGUUAGGAAGUGCCUGUAGGAAAAUGGCAAUGGCCGAGAAAAGCCCAGAGGAGAUGCUCGUAGCUAUGACUUCCAGCUUUCAAGUGCUCUGUUGCCUAACAGAAGCUUGCAUGCGAUUAGUGAAAGUCGUGAGCUCCGAAACACAGCGGCAGGAAAUUGUAGUGAAGAUCGAUGAAGUGGUCAUAAACUACAUUUGUCUCCUGAAGGCUGCCGAGGCAGCCACGGGAAAGACCACUGGGGAUCCCAGUGUCGGGCUGUCGACGCGACCUUCAACCACCAUGGCCGCCCUCGUAAGCACACUAACACGUUCUCUCAAGAUGCUUUUAAAUAAAUAAAAGUGUGAAAGUCACAUCAUAAUCUACCUUUGCAAAGCCAUACAUGAACUUUUAUUUCCUUUCUUUCUUGUACGAUGAACAGACGUCUCCUUUCUUCUCUCUGUAUAUUUUGUUAUUUUGUAUAAAAAGGAGAUAAAAGAGUCACAUUGGUGAGAUGUUGAAAUGUACUAAUCAGAUGUAUUCUGUUUAUAUGAUACAUAUAUACAUGUAAAAGAGCUAUACGAGAAAGUGAUGACAUUUGGCUAUUUUUCAUAUAGUCGAAACUCGGGGUAUAUGACGUGAAAUUUUAAAUUCUACUGUGUUAGAGCAAAACAAUGAAUCCCAUCCCCUUUCCUUCCAAGUGGAUAUUUGGAGACCAUGUCGUUCAUAUUUAGAAGUAAAAACAAAAAAAAGGAAAGAAAUCACAAUGUAUAUAAAACAGUACUUAUGUUUUAAAAUUAUGAUUUUUAAGCAUUGGAAAUAGCAAAAAGACAUUUAAAAUCCAAGAAGCUAUUAUGAAUGAUUAGAGAAGAUAUAUAAUAAAUUAAUUUUUUGCUCAUAGCAUUUGGUUAUCUGAUGCUUUCUUCCAGGAAUCCUACAUUUUUCAUUUUGGCUUAUUCCAUUUGGGUUCAAAAAGGGUGGAGGUGGAUUCUAUUGUGUCAACACAAAUGCUCUGCCAGAUGUUCCUAGAAUUAAAAUACUUCCCAAUAGAAGAACAGAGAGAAUGAUGAGCAGGUUCCUGGGUAAUACCUAGUUAUAGAUUAUCUAAUUACAUAAAAUGAAAGAAUAAUACUAAAAUUAAUUUUUUGAUGAAAAGACAGAUCUGCUUUGACUAAAUGUCAAAAUACGUAAACCAAAGACAUCAUCCACCUCCCCAACUCAACCAUGAAAUUUAGAAUUCCCUUAAGAGUGACAGAACAUUUA